Molecule: messenger RNA, 5182 nt
Organism: Zea mays
Lineage: Eukaryota; Viridiplantae; Streptophyta; Magnoliopsida; Poales; Poaceae
Exons: 19
Coding region: 2825-4567 (580 amino acids)
Biological process (GO): phosphatidylinositol dephosphorylation
Molecular function (GO): phosphatidylinositol-3,4,5-trisphosphate 5-phosphatase activity; phosphatidylinositol-4,5-bisphosphate 5-phosphatase activity; inositol-polyphosphate 5-phosphatase activity
Source: RefSeq, a predicted model, not a curated record
GAUCUCCACGGUCUAGAUCGGUUCGCCCCGUCGAGAAGGGUGAGCAGAGAAUUGUCCAACGGUGGGCGGCGGCGGCGAGGGUAUGCCGGUAUGCCAUCUUGGCCGUCCUUGCACGUCCUCCGUUGUCUCCACCUCCACCUGAACGGAAUCUGGAAUCGCCAUCACCUGCCACGCGCGUCGCCUCCCUCGCCCUCGGCGCAGGGAGCACAUGCUACUGAUAAGUAGCGGCGGCUGGUUUCCUCAUCUAUUCUAUACUUCUGGAACUGAUCGGCGGUGAUCGCGACGGAUUUGAAGAAAUAGACUGCGGGCUUGACUAAUUGGUAAUCUGGGAUUGGUUCUUCCCCCAUACCCUCUGCUGAGCAUUUAACCUGUCUUGAGUAGCGAGAAUGGUGAUUGGCAUAAUUGUUGUUGCUGUCCCAAAACACCCUUGGAUUUUUUAAUGACUUGCUUUCUCUGCAGAGGGCAUGGGAUUCAUCUGGGAGGAUGCAGUUCCUUUUAUAUAUUUUUUAUUUAUUCUCUGCAUUUAGGAUCCAGGAAAUUCAUUGUGCUGUAACUCAGUUCAUCUGAUGUAAAUUAGGUUCAUAAAUUUCAAUAAUGCUUGGUCUCUGAAGCACAUACUCAGUUUUCUGUCGGUUGUGUUGCAGACGAACGACUUAUUGCCACAGAGCUAAGGCCGUUUGCAGCAGUCUACCCAAAGUUUAUCCAAAAGCACUAUUCUGCAUUGUUAUACACUGUAGACUACACUGUUCGCAGAGUGAAGUUUGAAUAUAACUAUGAGAUGGGUAAGCUGCUGGAGAUAGCCUAAAGAUGUCAGUAUAAGUAUCCCAGCAUAAGGAUGUCAGUAUAAGUAUCCCCUGAUGUGUCGAUAGGUCAAGUAGGCGCUGCAGCCUGCAGUGAGUCCAUGGCCAGGAUGAAUAGCAUGGGCAAUAGUUGGUCUCCUUGCCAGACUCCUGAUCUACCAAAUCCUGUCUCUCAAAUUUGAAGACUAUACUCCCCAACAAAUUUGUGUUUGAUCCAACUGCCCUCAUCUUACAGCUUUGUCAUCAGGAGUUCAAGUGCAGCUGUACGUUCCUUGGAAGGUACCCUGGUGUUCGCUUUCUAGUUCCAACAAGCUUGCACCCAUCAUAUAUUGGUGAAUGGUUGGUUACACAUGCCAACAACAACUGAUCAUGUGGGCAGGUUGCUCUGUGACAGGGGACAAAUUAGUGUGCGGUGUGCCAUAGAAGCUUGUUAUAUUAGAAAGUACGUUUUUUUGCAGGUACAAUGUCAGGAGCCUAUAAUUGCCAUAUGUCUUGUAGAUCUUAUGGAUUUUUUUUUUGUUCUUCCUGAAGUGUCAUUCAUGUCCACGGAUUCUCAACAGCUUCUCUGCCAGGACAUGCAGAAAAAACUGUUCAUAUCAACAGAAACCCAUUACUUACACAGUCAGAUAGUCCGCUCUUCUACUGUCUUGACUGCUGAUGAUGUUGUGCUUGUGCAAGAUACUGUGGAUAGCAGCUACUCGUCUCCGAUGGACAUGGACUGGACUGUCUCAAGCUUCGAAGCCCACGGACCCUAUGAGCACAGAACAGGAACCACAUGACCGAGGCUCGGGUUUUCUCUUUUAAGCUGGAGCUGUGGAGCAUGGCAGCUGCUGCACAAGAUGGACGGACGGACGGACCACACAAGAAUCCAAUCCAGCCCUCGCGUGGCUGUACUGUACUGUACGUGCGCUGCGCAGAAAGCACUGUACGCCGACGGACUGGUCGCUUCUGCUAAGGCCGCCGUCCUGCCGUCUGAGCAGACGAUCAUUGAAAAUGGAUGCCACGUGAUUGGCACAAAGGUUCUGCUGUCCUCUUCCUCAAGGGAUAGCGAUGCAAGAUCCAGCAGGCUGGCCGGAGAGGGAGAGACCAGUCUCUCCUCGAGCCCAAGUACGAAAGCGUAUCAAAAGAAGAAAGGAACAAGGUGGGGGAAAAAAACUAGGGGGGCCGUAUCAUAUAUCUGGUGCCGAAAAACGCCCUUGGAACGGAGAAAAGCAAGGUCGCGGUGAAGUGUGAGCAGCCUCUCCUCUAGUGGUUCUGCUGGGACGACACCACCAGCACUGCAGUACCACUACUAGUUAUAUCAAUGUGGCUGUCCCUCCUCUUUUCCGCUGAUGGAGUUGAGAUGUUCUGCACUACUUUUCCACCCCGAAUCCGGAUGGCACCCGUACCGUAGUGCUUGUAUGCCUUCUUUCCCUUUCUUCUACUUGUACCUACAUGCUACUACAGGUGUACUACGUAUUUUGCUCCCCCCACUUGGUUUUGCAAGCAAGACCAGCGUAAAAGCAGAGGAGACUGUCAGAUUCCUCUUUCGCUUUAUUCUCCCGCCCAGCCUCACACACACGUAGUUAGUGUUGGGCUACUCACACAUGACACAACUUCGCCUCCCUCCAAAUACCCAGAGUUUUGAAGCAGGGAGGAAGGAAGACAGAGCAGAAGCAGAGCGCUCUCCGUCUCCGGUCCAGUAUCUCCGCUCGCCCUCCUCCCUCCUCCUCCUCCUUCGCUUCAGGUUCAGGAGCCAGUUAGAACAUUGGUGUUAGCGCGCGCUCUUUCCUCCAAGCAGAAUCAAGAUUUUGUUCCCAUCCUCAAGUACUUACUCCUCCUCUCCCCCACUCUCCAGCCGUCCUCUCUCCUUCUCCAUCAAAUCACAGGCUUUGUUUAUAGGGAAAAAAAAACAAACAAACAAACAGUUGUCUCUGCGCCCGCCCGCCCGCCUUGGCUUCUUCUACCUACAUCAGCUGUCCAUUUCGCAGCACGCAGCAGCAGUCUCUACGCUACGGCUGCAUGAGUGUUAGCUAGCAGCAAGGAUGAGAGAUGGCAGCAACACCACCAAGAAGAGCAAGCUGUCGUGGUCCAAGAGCUUGGUGAGGAAGUGGUUCAACAUCAGGAGCAAGGCCCACGACUUCCACGCCGACGAUGUGGCCGCGAUUGGUAGGACAGUUGCAGGAGGGGGCGAUGACGAGUGGAGGAGGGGCAGCAGCUUCACCCGUAGGGAGCCGAGCACAGUGAAGAAGAGCAAGACAGAGAGGUCCUCGAGGAGGAGCAAUGGGCACUCGAGGCGGGGAAAGAUUGACCUUGAUGCCGCCGAAGCCACAGUGACAUUGGACUAUAGGAUAUUUGUUGCUACAUGGAAUGUGGGCGGCCGUUCCCCGCCAAAUAACAUGAGCCUCGAGGACUGGCUCCACGCUGCACCUCCUGCUGACAUCUAUGUCCUCGGGUUUCAAGAAAUUGUUCCACUCAAUGCCGGUAACGUCCUUGGGACAGAGGACAAUGUUCCAGCGAAGAGGUGGGUGUCACUGGUCAGGAGGACACUGAACAAUUUGCCAGGUACUAGUGGCAACGGGAGCUUCCGGACACCAUCUCCGGCUCCUAACCCUGUGGUGGAGAUCGACGAUGAUUUUGAGGGUUUGUCAUCGAAGCAGAACAGUGCAAGUUUCUUCCAUCGCCGGUCUUUCCAGGCUGGGCUUAGUCGGAGUUUGAGGAUGGAGGGUGACAUUCUUGCUCCUCAGCCAAGGCUGGAACGUCGGUACAGUGUCUGUGACCGAGCAAUCUAUGGCCGUAGGCCUAGCGACUAUGAGAACAACUACCGAUGGGGUGGAUCGUCAGAUGAUGAGAAUAAUACUGGAGAGUCACCGAGCACUGUGUAUUCACCAGUGUCGUACGGUUACGGCAAUGCAUCAUCUCUGGAAGAUGGUCAAAGACGGCCUGGCCAAACUAGAUACUGUCUGGUGGCAAGCAAGCAAAUGGUAGGGUUGUUUCUGAUGAUUUGGGCUCGGAAGGACAUAAGAGAUGACAUAAGAAAUCUGAAAGUUUCUUGUGUUGGGAGAGGACUGAUGGGCUACCUUGGGAAUAAGGGUUCAAUUUCGAUUAGCAUGUUAUUGCACCAAACAAGCUUCUGCUUCGUCUGCAGCCACCUGACUUCAGGACAGAAGGAAGGUGACGAACUGCGUAGGAACUCGGAUGUGCUGGAAAUCCUGAGAAAGACCAGGUUCCCAAUGGUCUAUGGGCAGUAUGAGCGUUCGCCAGAGACAAUCUUAGGGCACGAUCGAAUCAUCUGGCUCGGGGACCUAAAUUACCGGAUCGCGCUUUCCUAUCGGUCAGUGAAGGCCCUGGUCGAGAUGCGCAAUUGGAAAGCAUUGCUAGAGAAAGAUCAGCUAAGGAUCGAGCAAAGAGGUGGAAGAGUAUUUGUUGGGUGGACUGAGGGGAACAUAUAUUUCCCCCCAACAUACAAGUACUCGAACAAUUCGGACAAGUACGCCGGAGACGACAUGAACCAGAAGGAGAAGAGGAGAACCCCUGCAUGGUGCGACCGUAUCCUAUGGUACGGAGCAGGCCUCGGUCAACUGUCAUACGUACGAGGUGAGUCUCGCUUUUCGGACCAUCGACCUGUCUACAGCGUCUUCAGCGCGGAAGUGGAAUCGAUCAAUCAUAGCCGGAUCCAGAAGAUGAGCUGCUCCAGCUCUCAGCUGGACAUCCAAGAACUGCUGCCUUACUCAUAUGGAUACACCGACAUCAACCCGUACGGAUACACGGACCUGAACUUCUACUGAAACAGGGUUUGAGGGAUUCAGCGUCCUUCGAAUGUUGAUUCAAUGCAAGUGCAAGUGCAAGUGCAAGUGCAGUUGAUGGAAAGAUCCGAAAUUUGUUGGGCCAAAGCUUCAGCUUCUGAUAGAUAGCCCGGCCUGCGCAUUGUACAUCUUCUUGGGUACAUAGUAUGCUCAAGAUUUUAACUACUCCGAGAUAAGCCAAGGGCCAUAUGUUCUCUCUGACCAAAGUCACAUACUGGCAACAAGGGCGUGCUUCACUUACUUUGAAGAGAAUAAUAAUAAUAAGCAACAAGAUGCCCACUUACUUUACAGCAGACGGUUGGUUCGUUUUUUUUUCUUUUUCUUCUUCUUCUUCUUUCCCUUGGACGGACAGACAGUACGAUACUGAAUCAUAAGCCCAGGAGACGUUGAGGUUGAACUAGGACAGUAACAACAAGCAGUCCUUCUGCAUAUACUUACUGUAUAGUUUUAUUUUAAAGCUGUUGGCCCAUGAAGCCUCUGCAAUUCUGCAUCGCUCUCGUAUCGUAUCAUUUCCAUGGAUGGAAAAGGGGAUGCGUAGGCCAUGGCUGCCAUGUUUUUUUGUUUCUAUGAGCGUCGUCAGAAUCAGCUGAGCUGACA